Messenger RNA from Oncorhynchus masou masou (cherry salmon), 7561 nucleotides. Its product is annotated as ankyrin-1-like. Gene Ontology annotation, biological process: signal transduction. Gene Ontology annotation, molecular function: protein binding. Lineage: Eukaryota; Metazoa; Chordata; Actinopteri; Salmoniformes; Salmonidae. The record is from RefSeq and is a predicted model, not a curated record.
UAGAGGGGGGUCGGAGUAGUUUCACAGAACUGCAGAACAGCAGGGGAGGAAGAGAGACAGAGCCUCGAGAGAGGGAGAGGAAGAGAGACAGAGAGAGAAAAGUCCAGCUUCACCUGAAUUUCCCCCUUUUCUGCUCCCUUGGUGUGGUUCAGAGAGAGGAAGAACGGAGGAUCCGAGAGCGAGGGAGUGGCAGCUUCAAUAAUUACACAGGGAAAGUGUAUGUGAGUGAGAGAAAGAGGCAGAGAGAGCGGGAGCAGAGCUGCAGUAGCAUCUUACAGCAGACGGCUGAGGACUGCCUCCCUGUGUGUGUGUGUGUGCGUGCGUGUGUGUGUGUGCGGCAUGUCUGUGUGACUGCACUGCUGAAGAAGAGGAGGAGGAGGCAGUGUGAGCAUGCUCUCUUAGACACAUCAGGGCCAUACAAGGGAACACACACUGGCACCAUCAGCAUCAGUGUCUGUUCGUGGCAGGCAAGACCUCCAGCGCUGCAUCCGCCCAGCCUCUCAGCCACAACCCCAGGACCUCGCCAGGCCUCUACCACCUUCAUCUCCACAAUACAGUCGGCUCAACCAGGCUGAAACAUGGCACAAGCUGCCAAACAUCUCCGCAAGAACAAGGAUUUAGAAGCCCAUCUUGAGGCAGAGCGCAAGGAGAAGGAGGAGGAAAAGGCCAAGAAGAGGAACCGCUCGCGAGAUAAAAAGCGCAAGGCUGAUGCUGUCACUAGUUUUCUGCGGGCGGCUCGUUCUGGUAACAUGGACAAGGCCCUCGACCAUAUAAAGAACGGCAUAGACAUCAACACAGCCAAUCAGAAUGGUCUCAACGGGUUGCAUCUGGCCUCUAAAGAAGGCCACGUUAAAAUGGUGCUGGAGUUACUGCAUGGAGGCAUCGAUGUGGAAACCCAGACUAAGAAAGGCAACACAGCUCUGCACAUUGCUGCCCUGGCUGGGCAGGAGCAAGUGGUGGCAGAGCUGGUAAAUUACGGGGCCAACAUCAAUGCCCAGUCCCAGAAGGGCUUCACUCCGCUCUACAUGGCCGCACAAGAGAAUCAUCUAGAAGUUGUGAAGUUCCUUUUGGAGAACGGGGCCAAUCAAAGCAUUCCUACUGAGGAUGGCUUUACCCCUCUCGCCGUGGCUCUUCAGCAGGGACAUGAGAACGUUGUGGCCCUGCUCAUCAAUUACGGCACCAAGGGCAAAGUUCGCCUCCCAGCGCUGCACAUAGCAGCGCGGAACGAUGACACGCGCACAGCUGCUGUGCUUCUACAGAACGACCCCAACGCAGACGUCCUGAGCAAGACAGGCUUCACACCGCUUCAUAUCGCUGCACACUACGAGAACCUGAGCGUAGCCCAACUGUUGCUCAACAGAGGAGCCAAUGUCAACUUCACCCCUAAGAAUGGCAUCACACCUUUGCACAUCGCAUCCAGGAGGGGGAAUGUGAUCAUGGUACGACUCCUGCUGGACCGAGGGGCACAGAUUGAUGCCAAGACCAAGGAUGAGUUGACUCCACUGCACUGUGCAGCCAGGAAUGGACACGUGAGGAUCAUUGAGAUCCUGUUGGACCAAGGGGCUCCCAUCCAGGCCAAGACCAAGAACGGCCUGUCUCCCAUCCACAUGUCAGCACAGGGGGACCACAUGGACUGUGUGAGGCAACUAAUGCAAUACAAUGCUGCAAUUGAUGACAUUACACUGGACCACCUGACCCCCCUGCAUGUGGCGGCCCACUGUGGGCACCACCGCAUGGCCAAAGUGCUGCUGGACAAGGGAGCCAAACCCAACUCCCGUGCACUGAAUGGUUUCACUCCACUUCACAUCGCCUGUAAGAAGAACCACAUGCGUGUGAUGGACCUCUUGCUGAAACACUCUGCUUCCCUAGAGGCUGUGACGGAGUCUGGCCUGACCCCUUUACAUGUGGCCUCGUUCAUGGGCCACCGCAAAAUAGUCACCAUCCUGGUACAGAAGGGAGCUUCUCCCAGCGCUUCCAAUGUGAAAGUGGAGACUCCUCUCCACAUGGCAUGUAGAGCUGGACACUAUGAGGUGGCAGAGUUCUUACUGACCAAUGCAGCGCCGGUAGACGCCAAGGCCAAGGAUGACCAGACACCGCUCCACUGUGCAUGUCGGAUGGGCCACAAGGAGCUGGUUAAGCUGCUGCUGGAGCACAAGGCCAACCCCAACUCCACCACCACAUCCGGACACACACCCCUCCACAUCGCUGCCCGUGAGGGACACGCUCAGACCACACGCAUCUUACUGGACAUGGAAGCCCAGCAUACCAAGAUGACCAAGAAAGGCUUCACUCCUCUCCAUGUGGCUUCAAAAUAUGGCAAAGUGGAUGUGGCAGAGCUGCUGCUGGAAAGAGGGGGCAACCCUAAUGCUGCUGGCAAGAAUGGUCUGACUUCUCUCCAUGUGGCUGUCCAUCAUGACAAUCUGGACGUGGUUAACCUGCUGGUCAGCAAGGGAGGCUCCCCACACAGUGCAGCUAGGAAUGGCUACACCCCUCUCCACAUAGCAUCGAAGCAGAACCAGGUGGAGGUUGCUAGCAGCCUGCUGCAGUACGGUGCCUCGGCCAACGCCGAGUCCCUUCAGGGGGUCACGCCCCUCCACCUGGCUGCUCAGGAGGGCCGGCCUGACAUGGUCGCCCUGCUCAUCUCCAAACAGGCCAACGUCAACCUGGGAAACAAGAGUGGACUGACUCCUCUCCACCUAGUGGCACAGGAAGGCCACGUGGGCAUCGCUGAUAUCCUGGCUAAGCAGGGGGCAUCAGUGUAUGCUGCCACACGGAUGGGAUACACCCCUCUCCAUGUUGCCUGUCACUAUGGCAAUGUAAAGAUGGUGAAGUUCCUCCUGCAGCAGCAGGCCAAUGUCAACAGCAAGACUAAGGUUGGUUACACUGCCCUGCACCAGGCAGCCCAACAGGGCCACACAGACAUCGUUACCUUACUGCUCAAACAUGGAGCCCAGCCGAACGAGGUCGCUACUAACGGUACGUCAGCCCUGUCCAUCGCCAAGCGGUUGGGGUACAUCUCUGUAAUCGACGUUCUCAAACUGGUUACUGAGGAGACAGUUUCCAUGACCACCACAGAGAAACAUCGUAUGAGUUUCCCAGAAACAGUGGAUGAGAUAUUGGACGUAUCAGAGGAUGAAGGAAUUGCACAGCUAACCAUAGGGGAAGAGCUUUUGGGGACGGAAGGAGCCAGGUACAUGAAGAUGGAUGACUUAAAGGACCAUGAUGACGAUUUCCUGUCACCCAAGAAAUCUAUGGAUAACUACUCACCUGCCAUUCCCAGGAUCCCUUGUGUAUCCCCAGAGACGGUCAUCCUGAAGGAGCAUGAAAUGGAGCAGGUACACACUCCAAUGCCAUUACAAAAAGAUUAUGAUGAUGACUCCCUGAUCCCCAGCAGUCCAGCUACAGAGACCUCUGACAACGUCAGUCCUGUGGCCAGCCCCAUACACACAGGGUUCCUGGUGAGUUUCAUGGUGGAUGCUCGGGGCGGCUCGAUGCGAGGCAGCAGACAUAACGGCUUGCGUGUCAUCAUCCCUCCACGGACCUGUGCCGCCCCCACGCGGAUCACCUGUCGUCUGGUCAAGCCCCAGAAACUCACCACUCCUCCCCCCCUGGUGGAGGGAGAGGGCUUAGCCAGCCGUAUCAUAUCACUGGGCCCAGCCAGCAUGCAGUUCCUAGGGCCUGUGAUCGUGGAGAUCCCUCACUUUGCUGCUCUGGGUCGAGGGGACCGGGAGCUGGUGGUGCUGAGGAGUGAGAACGGCUCUGUCUGGAAGGAACACCGCAAUCGCUAUGGCGACGAUGUGCUGGAGACUAUCCUCAAUGGGAUGGAUGAAGAGCUGGAGAGCCAGGAGGAGCUUGGGAAGAAGCGUAUCCGACGAAUCAUCUCCACUGACUUCCCCCUCUACUUUGCUGUGGUGUCGCGCAUCCAGCAGGAGAGCGAUCUGAUUGGCCGAGGGGGUCAGCUGACCAGUAAACUGGUACCGUUGGUCCAGGCUUCGUUCCCUGAGACAGCGGUCACCAAGCGAGUCCGCCUGGGCCUGCAGGCCCAACCAGUCCCAGACGAGCUGGUUGCCAAGCUGCUGGGUAACCAGGCCACCUUCAGCCCUGUGGUGACUGUGGAGCCACGGCGACGCAAGUUCCACCGGCCCAUCGGCCUGUGCAUCCCCCUACCCCCCUCCUGGAGAGAGAGCCCCCGGGACUCUGGAGAGGGGGACACCACCAGCCUGCGCCUGCUCUGCAGUGUCAUCGGUGGCACAGCCCCAGCCCAGUGGGAGGACAUCACAGGCACCACCAAGCUCAUAUAUAGCAAAGACUGUGCCAACUUCACAACCAAUGUGUCAGCACGGUUCUGGCUGGCUGACUGUCCCCGGACAGCCGAGGCCAUGUCUUUCGCCAACCUCCUGUACCGGGAGCUCUCAGCCGUGCCCUACAUGGCCAAGUUUGUGGUGUUUGCCAAGAUGAACGAGGUCCGUGAGGGCCGUUUGCGCUGCUACUGCAUGACUGAUGACAAGAUGGACAAAACCCUGGAGCAACACGAGAACUUCAGCGAGGUGGCCCGCAGUCGCGAUAUCGAGGUGAUGGAGGGUAUGCCACUGCACCUGGAGUGUUCUGGGAACCUGGUCCCAGUGAGGAAGGCUACCCAGCAGCCUCGCUGUUUCAGCUUCCAGGCCUUCCGAGACAAUAGACUCCCCGUCUCUGUCAAGGUGAGAGAUAGUAGCAAAGAUCACUCCGGAUUCCUGUCUUUCCUGCGGAAGUCUACCAAGUACGAAGACAGCCAACAUGUGCUGUGCAAUCUCAAUAUUACCAUGCCUCUGUGUAUCAAGGCUGCUGGGAGUGAAGAUCGGAGGCGAACUCUGACCCCAUUAGCCCUGCGAGAGAGAUACAGUGCCCUGAAUGAGCCUGCCAUGGCAUCAAUGAGUGCCAUGGAAAAGACAGAGCUGAAGAUGGCUCUGAUAGCUGAACAGUUGGGACUGAGCUGGGCUGAGCUGGCGAGGGAGCUACAGUUCAGUGUAGAUGACAUUAAUAAGAUCCGUGUGGAGAAUCCUAACUCCCUAUUGGAGCAGAGUUCUGCCCUGCUCAGCCUAUGGGCCACCUGUGAGGGCAAGAGAGCCAAUAUGGAGAGUUUGUACACAGCUCUGAAGAGCAUUGACCGGAUGGACAUAGUAAACAUGUUGGAGGGCCAGGGGCCACAGUCUGCAGGGAGGCAGGCCCGGGAGCCAAGCAGACGCAGACACAACGAGAGCGACCACAUCUCCCCCAGCCUGACCAAUGGUUACGGGGUAUUACAGGAGGAGCUGCUCUCCCCUCCUUCCAUGCAGUACAGCCUGCCCUCCCCACUCGGAAAUGAGCCCUACUGGCAGGAAGUCUCCAGUCUGGAGUGUGCUCCCAUGGCCAUCACAGAGGAGGACACACUCAUGGAGAUGUCCGAUGUGCAGGUGUGGCCCUCGGGCAACAGCCCCUCCCUAGUGGCCGUGGAGGACUCCUCACUGGAGUGCAGCAAUGCUGACGACUCGGAGGGGCUGCAGGGGCUCUCAUACGGGAACCUGGGCCGGCCGGGCAGUAGGGCUAGCGGAGAGGAAGGGGGGCUGAGUGGCUCCAUGGAGCUGGUGGAAGACAACUCAGAGAUGGGGGCUGUUGACUCGUUCAGCACCGCCACCCCUGCCACCCCUGCUUCGUUCAGCACAGCCACCCCUGCCACCCCUUCUUCGUUCGGAGGCACCAUCGCCGCCAUGUUAUACAACGUUAAUGGUCUGGAGAAGGGUCAAGGGUCAAAAGUCGUGAAGUCAGAGGCAGCAGCGGUCAGAGGCAACUUGGCAGGUGGAGAUGGAGCUGGAGUUGAAGGAGGAAGAGGAGGAAGGACAGGCUCAGAGGAAGGGCUUUCUCUUGUUGCAGGACAACAGCAGCGAGUGUACACCCGGCUGAGCAAGUCGCCCGGUCUGAGCCGCGUGGCUGAUCGUAAUGGAGACAGGUCCAGUGGUGGCAGCAGUGGUAGUAGAGGCAGUGGCGGAGGUGGUGGCUCUUUACUGUCCUAUCUGCAGGAGCAGUCGGGUCCAGGUUGGCAACCUGUCACUGACCACACUCAAGCCUGGUUGGGUUCACAGACAGCAAAACCCAGGCAGGCCAUGGACUCAAUGAUGUCAUCAGUGCGCGCUACCAUGGAUGUCGACCCCAGCCAGUCCCGUGUGUCCCAGGAAGCCUUGCUUCAGCCGGUGCGGGACAUGGGGCACUCUGAGCUCCUGCGUGGGCACUUCAGGGGCACCCAGCCAUUUGAGAAGGGCCUGGGGUUCCCUCACAGGGUGCCAGAGCUGCAGACCUGGGACGACGUACUCCUGAGGCAGCAGGGUGACGAGGCCAAGGAUCUCCCAGGGGAACAAGUGAGCGAGGAGCAGUUCACAGACGAGCAUGGAAACAUUGUCACCAAGAAGAUUGUACGGAAGGUGGUGCGCAGGGGGAAGGGCUCAGGUGACGAGGGGGGUCAGGAGCGGUCAGUGAGCGUGGAUGGCUCUCUGCAGGAUGAGUUGGAGGCUGAGGCGGAGCAGUUCAUGAACUACGCCGUCCUGAGCAGCAAGCCUGAUAUUGUGGAUGUGAAGAAGGGUGCUCAGAUAGUGAAAUGUGCCAGUCUGCGGAGAGUAAAGCAGUGAGGGAAGCAUGCAGACAGAGUGGCAGAGCGACAUGUGCCCGCAGGAUUUGAGCCCCACACCAAAACAAUCCUACUUAGACACAUGACCGGCGGCAGGUGACAGGAGGAAUGAAGAGGAGGAGAAUAAUGGAGAGAAAAGAAGAGAGAUUGGAACGAACAAAACACUAACUUCAUAAUAACAACAACCACCACGGCAAAGCCGACGAUCACGAGAGCGAAGUGGAUUUACUCCUAGUUUUCUUACCUUUUUAAAAAAAGAAACAAUCCAAAAAUGUCAACUACUAGGCUAGGUGCAUGAUUUCGUAUAAAACAAAACCAAACACAGACAACAAAAAAAUAGCAACCAAAACGUGCUUCCUGUUAUAUGUAUCAGCAUGAAUGACUGCUGGCGCAUGGCCUGUCUUUCACUACAGUACUAGGGGUUGUGGGGGGGGGGGGGGGGGUCACUCCUGUAUUGGAUAGGAGGCCAUGUUGGGGUGUUGGGCAAGGUGAAUAUGUCAUACGUCCCCUUUCUGAAAGAAACAAGGCAGUGUUUGUUUGUGAAACUUCUGAAAAGGGAGACUGUCAAAAUACUCAGAAUUAUCUCUAGGCAACAGGUCACUCUCCCUCACAGGCACACUGAACAGACUCUUCCAGCAAAAAAAUGAUUAAAUACAUCACAGGCUGGUUUCAGCCCGUCACUGUCCCACUCCAGUAGCCUACAUUUGGGAUAUUGGUGUUGUACAUUCUAUCUGCACUGAAAUGCUACGUGACUGAGUGUUACCUGUGUUUUAUGCCACCAUAACCCUAUGUGAUGCUAUUGAUGCUGCUGUUUCAGACACCUAAACGAUUCUUCUGCUCUGGUGUUCUUGUUUGGUUAACUCUAUGUUCUAUAUAUCUUGAGAUCUGGUGGGUAUGAGAACAAACAAAACAAACCUCUGUGUC